Erigeron canadensis is the source of this 2151-nucleotide messenger RNA. Its product is annotated as cyclin-SDS. Gene Ontology annotation, cellular component: cyclin-dependent protein kinase holoenzyme complex; cytoplasm; nucleus. Lineage: Eukaryota; Viridiplantae; Streptophyta; Magnoliopsida; Asterales; Asteraceae. Bases 80 to 1897 code for a protein of 605 amino acids. Gene Ontology annotation, biological process: mitotic cell cycle phase transition; regulation of cyclin-dependent protein serine/threonine kinase activity. The transcript is spliced from 7 exons. Gene Ontology annotation, molecular function: cyclin-dependent protein serine/threonine kinase regulator activity. The record is from RefSeq and is a predicted model, not a curated record.
UACUAAUUUCAAUUCAAAUAUUUCUAUAUUUUUUUAAUGUAAUUUAGUUUAGCUAGUAGUAAUAGCGAAGUGUUUAACGAUGAAGAAGCUCAGAUCAAACCUACCUCGCCGGAAACGAUCGAAUUAUUCUCCGAUUCUGAAAUCAUCUCCGGUUCAAAAACCUGAUUCUAUAUCGAUUUUAACGCGUGAAGUUGAUUUCUCAUGCGAUACGUCAAGCAGAGUAUCAAGGAACAGUAUUAAGUCAUCGGCGAAGAAGCGACGUUUUGUUGACGGUGAAAAUGACGAGUUUCGAAGGAUUACGAGAUCGUAUAGCAAGAGGUUGGCGGAGAAUAAGAAGAAGGAUGUUGUUGAGGUAUCGGAAUCGUCUUCCUGUGUUGAUUUUGUGAAUUCGAGUUUGAUUCGAAAAGGAUUUGAUGAUUUGAAUGGUGAAAACGAUGUCGUUUCGGUUACGUUUACCGGAAUCAAGAAUUCUGAAGUUACGACCCGUUCGGAGUGUUCGAUUUUUCCGAAGGAGUUGAGGAAUGAAGAGAACGACGUCGUUUCAGCUUCCGUCUCGGUUUCGGUUUGCUCGAGAGUUGUUUCUCCGUUAGUGAAAUUUGAAACGACGGUCAAUGAAGGUCAAUCAGCUUAUUCAGAAGCUAAGGAUGAUUACGUUUCAGUUUCUUCUCAACCGAAGUUCGGAACGACGUCGUAUUGUUACAACUUAUCAAAUGCUGCAACGGUCAACGAAGGUCAAUCAUUUGUUUAUUCUCUAGAAUCUGCUCCAAAAUCCGGUAUACUCAGUUCGUAUAAUAAUAAUAAAAGUAAUAAUAAAUCAGAAGCAAAUGAAACGGUUAAUGAUGAUGAAACUGAAACAGAGAAUUGUGGAGAGUCAAAGCUGAUUGCAGUUGACCUUGAUUUGACUUGUUCAGAACAAUUAUCAGAUAAUGAUGAUGAUGAUGAGCGUACUAUAUCAGAUAUGUAUAUUUCUGCGAACGAAUAUUCAUCUGACUUUGUUUCAUCGACGUGGUACGAAUCUGGUAGUCAAUUUUCUGAACGAUCAUUUGGUGAUACAACUCCGUCUCCUAUGUUCCAGUUGUUCCUCGAUUACUGUCAGAAAUUCUACAAAUCUGAUUUCUCUACAAAAGUCAUUUCAAAGUUGAAUGACAAUGAAUGUCCUGUUAGAAUUUCUCAAUUGCUAAGACCAGAAGACGAAGAACAUGAAGAAAGCUACUGGAUGAUGAAGGAAAGGGAAAGGAGGCAACUGUAUGUACAUGAUUAUUCCGUGGAAUACUGUGAGAUGAAGGAAUAUGGGGAUUUGGUUGUCCAGCAAAGGUUGCAGAUGGUGCAUUGGAUAAUGGAGCAAUCAAAUAACAAGGAGUUACAGACGGAGACCAUGUUCCUUGGUGUCAAUCUUUGGGAUCGGUUUCUGAGCAAAGGAUACUUCAGAAAGAGAAGGGAGCUUGAAAUUGCUGGCAUUGCUUGUCUCACCCUUGCAACAAGGAUCGAAGAAAACCAGCCCUUCAACAGCAUUCGGCAAAAACUAUUUCACGUUGGAAGCAAUAACUACAGCAGAUCUGAAGUGGUGGCAAUGGAGUGGCUGGUCCAAGAAGCCCUCAACUUUCAGUGCUUUUUACCAACCAUCUACAAUUUCUUAUGGUUCUAUCUCCAAGCUGCAAGAGCCAAUGAAAAUGUGGAUAAAAAUGCCAACUAUCUUGCAAAGCUUGCGCUGCUUGGUCAUCAACACUUGUGCUACUGGCCCUCAACUGUGGCAGCCAGUUUAGUCAUCCUUGCAUGUCUAGCAGAUAACCCACAAGCAUCUCAACAACAAGUUGAAAGGAUCCACGAAGGGUCAAACGAUAAGGAUGUACAUGACUGCACAAAGGCUCUGGAGUGGAUGGUCACUUACAUAUGCUAAUACAGAACAGAAUGGAAGACAUGCAUCCAUAAAAAUUAUCCUACUUAUGAAACCAGUGAAAAGGCAUUUUGUGCUGGAGAAGAAGCUAUCCAUAAUUUUACAGUGCUAGUAGAUAUUACCAUUUACCUCUUUUGUUAACUUUCCUAUAGUAAAGAAGAUAUGCAAUCUGUAUAGAUCUUCUUACAUAUAUAGCAGUAUUGAGAUCAGGAUUAGAAUAAGAUAUAUUCAUUAGAUACUUAAAUCUUAUCUUACUA